This is a messenger RNA of Lampris incognitus (smalleye Pacific opah), 2246 nucleotides long. It is a transcript of the gene ppp1r14ab, whose product is annotated as protein phosphatase 1, regulatory (inhibitor) subunit 14Ab. NCBI's taxonomy places the organism in Eukaryota, Metazoa, Chordata, Actinopteri, Lampriformes, Lampridae. The transcript has 4 exons. Gene Ontology annotation, molecular function: protein serine/threonine phosphatase inhibitor activity. Gene Ontology annotation, cellular component: cytoplasm. Bases 100 to 342 code for a protein of 80 amino acids. The record is from RefSeq and is a predicted model, not a curated record. Gene Ontology annotation, biological process: regulation of phosphorylation.
CGUCACGUCGCUGGGUUCGGGCGUGUGAACGUGUUCUGCACCGUGUCCACCGCAGCGACGCUAGCGGACGUGUGAGCGUCCGGAGCUGUGGAGGAGCAGAUGCCAGAGGAGGUGAACAUCGACGAACUGCUGGAUCUGAAGAGUGAUGAGGAGCGAACACAAAGACUACAGGAGAUACUUCACACCUGCAACAACAACACAGAGGUGUUCAUCAGAGACUUGGUGAUGAAGCUUCAUGGUUUACAGAAGCAGGAGGACCUCCAUAACGACGGGAUAGACCUCCCUCAGCUCCACAUCUACUCCACCCGAGCCGGUUCAUCCGACCGGGAGGUGCUACACUGAGAAACAAACAUACCCCAGCCAAUUAACAUCUGUAAUAACCCCCUCCAAACCCCACCCCGCCUCCCCCAUCUACCCAUUGCCCCCAAACUGCCCCGGCUCAGCAAACCUGGAGGAGCGUGGCUAAACACGAAGGUACCGGAUGUGACCCAGACACAGAGGCGGUGUAUCGUAAAACAAACAUAUCUUAAAUGUUACUCUUGAGUCUAGCGCUACAGCUCCGCCUGCCGGGGCGGUGCCGGGACAUGAAAUACCAACAUUCCCUGUGAUUCCUGUCAACUCGCCCGCCCGAUGUCCGGACCUCUGAAAGAGGGGCGCCACACCUUCAAACAAACACACCCUGUGCUGCUUCCAUUUCAUCUCCCUGCGGUGGCAAAAACGAACACACCCAACGUAAUCCUGGACAUUUGCCCCACCCGGCUCACCCUCCACAAACAGUAGCACGCGCUCAAGAUGUCAAAUUCCAUUUUUUCUAACUUUGAAUAAUCGCAAGUGAUGAUGUCAUGUUAACACGUUGUGUGAUACUGUUGGUAUGUGUGUACUUCUGUUGUUUAAGAGCUUUUUUCAGUGUUUGUCAAACUUAUAUGUGCGGUUACUUCAACCUGGAGUCCUGCUGGACUGCUGCUGAAGUUUUUAUGUGAUAUGAAGAGCCUUCCCCUCCUACAAAGCACAACAUAUAACACACAAGACAGAAACAAAUCCAGUCAGACGUGUCCAUUAACAUGUCGAUUAUAAUCAAGUCAGAGAUAGGAAGGGUAUUUAUAAGAAGGACAUUUAUAGGAAGGACAUUUGGGUUUUCCGGUGGAGACGGCCCGUUAGCUUCAGAGGGGGCUAGCAAGUUGAAGGUGCAGUGUCCAAACUGAGACUGAGUUUAGCAUCUUCCAGAAAGAAAAGCUGCAAAACAAGCUGACUGGUCUGCCAGGCAGUUCAGCUGCAUGUGUCCUGAACCCAGAUGAAUAUUCAUGCUGUCGUCGUCAUGAUGUCUCUUAAUGAGUCAAUUAUUCCUGAAACAUAAUGACAUACUUCUGUGUAAAUUUAAGACUGUCAGACUUGUUCAGACAUGUUGUUAUGUCACGUUAUCUUAUCUUAUGUCAUGUCAUGUCAUGUUAUAUUAUCUCAUGUAAUGUCAUGUCAUGAUAUAUUAUGUCAUGUUAUUUCAUGUUAUAUUAUCUCAUGUAAUGCCAUGUCAUGUUAUGUCAUGUCAUUUUAUCUUAUGUCAUGUCAUGUUAUAUUAUCUCAUGUAAUGCCAUGUCAUUAUGUUAUGUCAUGUCAUGUUAUCUUAUGUCAUGUCAUGUCAUGUUAUAUUAUCUCAUGUAAUGUCAUCUCAUGAUAUACCAUGUCAUGUCAUGUUAUAUUAUCUCAUGUAAUGUCAUGUCAUGUUCUUAUGUCAAGUCAUGUUAUAUUAUCUCAUGUCAUGUCAUGAUAUAUCAUGUCAUGUCAUGUUAUAUUAUCUCAUGUAAUGUCAUGUCAUGUUCUUAUGUCAAGUCAUGUUAUAUUAUCUCGUCAUGUCAUGAUAUAUCAUGUCAUCUCAUGUUAUUUUAUGUCAUGUCAUGUUAUAUUAUGUCAUGUCUUGUUAUAUCAUGCCAUGCCAUGUUAUAUCGUGUCAUGUCAUGUUAUGAUACCUUAUGUCAUGUUAUAUCGUGUCAUGUUAUAUUAUCUCAUGUAAUGUCAUGUCAUGAUAUAUUAUGUCAUGUUAUUUCAUGUUAUAUUAUCUCAUGUAAUGUAAUGCCAUGUUAUCUCAUGUCAUGUUAUAUUAGCUCAUGUCAUAUCAUGUUAUAUUAUCUCAUGUUAUGUCAUGUCACAUGUCAUGUCAUGUUAUGGCAAUGUAAAAGUACUGGGGACUGAAAUGAGUGUUUUUACCAGAUUAUGUUAUGAGCAGUGAAUCAAAUGCACAUUACCAAUAAAUC